AUAUAUAUAUAUAUAUAUAUAUAUAAAUAUUUAUAAGUAAAUAAAUUAUUUGAAGUCAAGUUAAUUAGUGUUGGGUUAAGUUUUCUCAAUUCGACACGACCACUUAAAAUUUGGGGCAAGGUUGGAUUGGAAAAAUGUGUGCCACCUCAUUAAAGGGUAUACCUUCAGAUUCUUAACAGAUUAGUUGUGUAGAUGCAAUGUCAACUUCAUCUACCAAGGGCGUAUAUGAUAAGCAUUUUAGUGCUAUUAGUCAAUUUUCUAAUCGAUUAAAUCAUAUCUAUAAAAUUUCAUUAUUAGAAUUUUUAUAUUUUAUAUCAUUUGUAGUUAAUUUUGGGCUUGGGAAAAUAGUUCAUUUACUAUCACCAGAAGAAGAAGUUUAUAAUUAUUACAAUGAUAAGAAGAAUAUCUUAAAUCAAUUAUUUGUUAAAAAGGGUUGGGGAUGGACAACAUUAGUGAUAACAUUAUUUUAUGCAUGCAUUUUACAAUCCAAAAAUAUAACCAAUAAACUGAUAAAGGUGAGAAAUGCAAUUAUACGAUUUGUUUUAGUUACAAUUUGGUGGAUAUUUUUCACUCAAUGGUGUUUUGGGUUACCAAUAAUGGAUAAAAUAUUUAUUCUUACAGGAGGGAAAUGUGUUAUUGAACAUAAGGAUGUGGUGCAUAAACAUUCUCAUCUAAUUCAAUUCUUUCAAGAAAUUGAGAAUGGAUUUGAAUCAUCAAUCAUAUCAUCAUAUUCAUGUAGAAAGUUACGAGGAAAUUGGGAAGGAGGUCAUGAUCCAUCUGGACAUGUAUUUUUAAUGAUUCAUUCAUCAUUAUACUUGUUUUUAGAAACAUUACCAUAUUGGAAAUCAUGGACACAUUUAAUAAAUGAGGUUAAAAAUGUUAUUAAUAAAUUAAAGACAAGUAAUAAAUCCGUGCCAGAAAAAGUAGUAGACAUUUUAUAUUUUAUAAUUGAUAAUCCACAUGUAGUGAUUAUUCAAUUGAUCUCAUUGUGGUGGUUUAUGUUAUUCAUGACAAAUAUUUAUUUCCAUUCUCUUGGAGAGAAGUUUGUGGGAUUAUUAUUUGGAUAUGCUGGAGUUACAGUUGUGUAUUAUGUGCCACGAUUAUUAGUUAGUAAUAAAAAUAAGGAUCAAUGAGUAAUAAGAUAGAAUUUAUAGGUAAUAUAUAAUAGUGCAGAGAGCAGAACAGCGGAGCAGCAGAGCAGCACUACAGUACUGUACAGUAGUACAGCAGUACAGUAGUACAGCAGUACAAUAUAGAGUAUAUUCUUACUUCUAACGGUCAUGUGCACAAACACGAGAAGAAAGAUAUGUGCAUCAAUCAAACCUGAAUGUUAAGCACCAAACGGCUGAUGGGAACUGUAUGUAAAUUUAACAUAAAUAAAAUAAAUUUAAAUUAGGUUUAAAUUAAACUAAUCGGUCGUAAACCACAACAGACGAAUAACAAUUAACAAUUAACAAUUUACAACAAUGCAACACGUUACGAUAUGAUUUAAACUAUAACAAAUAAAAAAGUAACAAGUAAUAAAUAAUAAAUAAUUGUCUUCG
Molecule: messenger RNA, 1544 nt
Organism: Scheffersomyces amazonensis
Lineage: Eukaryota; Fungi; Ascomycota; Pichiomycetes; Serinales; Debaryomycetaceae
Exons: 1
Coding region: 198-1133 (311 amino acids)
Biological process (GO): phospholipid biosynthetic process; lipid droplet organization; lipid storage
Cellular component (GO): endoplasmic reticulum membrane
Molecular function (GO): coenzyme A diphosphatase activity
Source: RefSeq, a predicted model, not a curated record